Messenger RNA from Octopus bimaculoides (California two-spot octopus), 3367 nucleotides. RefSeq lists its product as uncharacterized. The record is from RefSeq and is a predicted model, not a curated record. Lineage: Eukaryota; Metazoa; Mollusca; Cephalopoda; Octopoda; Octopodidae.
UUUACACGGACCGUUACCAGGGCAAAGUUCUUACAUCAUCGAAACUUUGUUAACAUAUAAUACUCCACCUCACCACACACAUAAGAGACAUACAUAUGCAAACACAUAUACACACAUAUAUACACAUAUAUACACAUAUAUACACAGAUAUACAUACACACACAUUCAAACAACAAUCAUUCAUACCAACUUUACUGUUAACGGUGGAAAGUAGGUGGCUCGUUUUUUGCGUGGGCAGAUUUCCAUUUUGUUUAGCACCAAGUCAGCCAUUAUCGAACAGACAUAUCGUAGUGUGGUUAGUUACAAAAAUAUUAGUUUCACCAAGCCCGGAGCUAUAUUAUGCGGUGUUAAAGAUUUAUUCAACGACGGUGUCAUUAAUUUCGGCCAUAUUAUCAGGGCGGUGGUCAAUGACUAACUUCACUUGUUGCAGAGUGUGACAGGAGAAUUGCUUAAAAGGCAAAAGGAAGAAAGUCGGUUGUGAAGAGACUAACAAACAGUUGAAGAAUUCUACUUCAAUCGGAUUGGAAAUUUGCAGGUAGCAACAAUGCGAGGCGACUCCCAUCGAAAGAUCACCAAGUGCACUGCAAUACAAAAUGUAAUAAAAUCAUUACAACUGCCACUAGCAGUAGUACUAUUUUUAAUUACUUCCAUUGGAAUGUCAGAGAGAAAUCCUUGCACACUGCCUUCUUAUUCAAUGGUUCAAGUUGGUGAUUUGAAUGCGAAAAUAAAUAAAUCUAAUUUUCAUUUGGAACGAAUAAUCACUAAAAAUGGCACUUCUUCAUAUCAUCUCAACGAUACAUAUCACGUGUAUUAUAUCGGAAUUGACAAUGUCAUUACAGAAGUGAAUAAAACCAUUGACGUUGCUAUCGGUGAUGGUGAAACGUGGAAGAAAUGUACAUACACACCGUCCAGGACAACAACUAAUAACACCUCCACUGAUGACAUCCUCUGUGAACCGAAUGCAAUUGGUGAUGAACUGAAAACGAAUCUUGGAGAUGGCCCUGUGAUCAACAUUUUCGGUGUGCAUAUAUACAGUGGUGUUAGAAUCUUCUUUAGUUACCCGAAUACCACGUCUGCUAAUAUGACUGUGUAUUUCGGCGAUACUUUUGUCACCAGCAAAUACGUUUAUUCCUAUGAUAAAAUUUGUUUAUCAAGACAUGCAACUCAAGACCCAGUGGUUCACGUUUCUACAGAUAUUGAGAAUUGUCAUUUGACAAAUGUGACUCUUAAGUUUGUAACUAAAAUUGUACAUUUUGUCGCGAUGACACUAACACAAAAGGCACUUGGAUGCAAAGCAACUUUCAAUGAUUAUAAUUGGCUGUUAUUGGUUAAAUCUAACGCCAGUUCAGAAUUCCCGGUCAAUAACCUUACGCUUAUAAUAAAUAAAAAAGAAGUUCAUAAAGUGUCGGGAAUCAGGUCCGGUUUCACAGAUAUUUUCCUCGUACCUGGCUUGCUAUGUAAACAGAUAAGUAGUUUUUACAUGGCGGCACCCAAUAGUUUGAAACUGAAUGUAGAUGAGGUGAUAGCGUUCAGUGAUGCGUGCAACAUGUCAUACACAUUCGUGCAUGGCGAAAUCCUCACAGAACAACUCUAUGUCAUUCACAAUAAAGCUGAAAACCCCGUAUCAGUAAAAACAAUAACUGGAUCCAUUGGGAUAGACGAUGGUGUGGUGCUGAGAUUCUCUGGAGCCUUUUGUGCGCUGAACGUUACACUGGACACGGCCGACGAUGACUUUCGACCAAACUCUGCAGAUUACUUUAAUUCUACAAUUCCUGACUGCGGCCCUUUGAAAUGUAUUAAAGUUUUAAAAUUUGGCACAAAUUCAAAUGCGACCUUAAGCAACAUAAUAGUGAUUGACCACAUGACGGGAAUUUCUAUCGAAGCCAAAGCUCCAGGUACGAAGACGCAUUGUGUAGACGAGUUUCGUGGUGCGGAAAAAUGGAUAGUUACUUUGAGCUCAGCCACUACUAUCAAUCGCCUUACAAUGGAUUUCGAAGGGUCAAUCCUCAACGAAGAAUAUUUCUAUCUUGGCAGUUUGAAAGCCAUUGAUCAAAAAUACAAUAUUAACCUUCGGGACAUUGGAAAAUUGCUUUGUUUGCACUUGACUUGGUAUCCCAGCUUUGAUAUAAAUAACCGUACACUUACUUUGACUCGUGAGCAAGAAAAGUAUACGUUUCUGACUUCAAGUCAUAAUAUCGCGCACCAAGCAACAUAUCCUGUCAGCACCUGCCAUGAUGAUGAAACGCUCACAGGUUUACUAAUAGAUGAUUGUAUUGAAAAUGUUGAAUACUCAACCCUUUGUGAUCGAAAUAAUUAUUUUCAGCUAAAGAACACUACUAUAGUUUGGUUAUACUCACUUGAAGGAUAUACUUAUAAUCAUGUCAACCUGAUCCAUAACAAUACUAUUUUGUCGAGCGUACCAAUAAAAAAAAGUGAACCUAAAAAGAGCGAAGGGAUAUUUUGUUAUGACAAAGAAUAUUUACUUCAGGUGUCUUACCUUACAACUUCUCCUCCCGUCCACUGUAAAACUACAAUGGUUUCGCUUGUUUUGCUCUUACCAAAUAACAUCAGAAUACAAUACCAUUCAAAUUUGACUUCUGAGAAACAAAUUUGUGAAUGGGAGGUGUUUCCUGCCUUCCAAACUAUUUUAAAUACCACUUUACCUUAUGGAUACGCGGGAAAUAUGAGUGAUAUUACGACAGCUGCUAUGGAGACGAGCAACUAUACUAUCGACAAUACUACAGCAAUGGUAGUAACGGUCAAUGGCAGCGACUGUGAAACGAUCAAUGGCAGUGACUGUGGAACAAACAAUGACAGUGAAUAUUUCAUUACAUCAACGGAACAAGCAACUGAUGGAAGUAGCUCUCUCGAUCCUGAUGUUUCCACAACGCCGACAGUACUAUCAACCAGUGAAAGUAUUACUCUUAGCACAACAGAUAUUACAGUGCAAGACGUUAUCACGGUAUCAACAUUACCCACCACUCGUGAGAAUACUUUUACUCCAUUAAAUUCGAUAUCAACAACCGAACUGACUUCGGAAAGCACACCAUCGAACACAUCUAUUGAUAUAUCCUGUUUGUGUCCUUGCCCUAAAACACAGAAGAACUUGACCCAGCAGGAACUCACUAUAAAACUACAUCAGAUUGUUUCGGAGUUAACCCUACCACGGAAUAAAACUUCUAAGUACAUCCGCUCUAAAGUGAGCAUGCCAGACGAUCGUCAAUCUUCAUUUUAUGUUAGUGGUGUCAUACUAAUUGUUGUGAUCACUCCGUUUGUUUUAAUAGUGCUGCAAGACCUUAUUGUAAUUCUAAGGGAAUUUUAACCCCGACCUAAAACAGCAAAUAAAAUUAGAUUCUAUAGAUCUUAA